Messenger RNA from Entrophospora candida, 1410 nucleotides. Lineage: Eukaryota; Fungi; Glomeromycota; Glomeromycetes; Entrophosporales; Entrophosporaceae. The record is from the annotation of a GenBank genome assembly.
AUGGAACCAUCCUCCCAAAAAGAUGUCUCUAACAAUAUCAGAAUUACUCUACCACCUCCAACAAAUUUACAAAAUAAUAAUAAUAGCACUCUGUCAAGACUCGAUGAUUCAUUAAACAACUUGCCCAUUAUUUCUUCAAUGUCUUCCGCUUCUAAUAAUAAUAAUACUAUGUUUUCCAUUGAGCUGCCAUCUAUUGAAAGUUUGGGUCAUAAUAGCCUUAACAAUUUCAUAUUCCCCCAACGUCAUUAUUCUGCCACAAAUAGCAACAAUUUAAUAGACUCUUUAACUUCAAAUCGUAUGUCUGUUUCUGCGAUACUUUCUAAUAACAGUAGUAGUAGUUAUAUGUCAAUUCCGUCUCUAUCAUCUUUAACACAGUUUUUAGAUGAAAGAAGAAGAAACACGGACCUUGAAUCACACAAUAACAAUACUAAUAAUAUUAAGGAUAUUGAUAAUAGUAGCUUGUAUCAUUAUGAUAAUAAGAAUGAUUGUCAUCAAAAUGAUGAUAAUAAGAAUGAUUGUCAUCAAAAUGAUGACAAUAAUAAAGUUGCUGAAAGUGAUGAAGUAAUGGAAGAAAUUAUUAUUAAUGAUAAAAAUGAAAUUGUUAAUAAAUCUAUUGGUAAUAAUCAUAAUAAAAAAAUAAAAAAGAUGAAAAAUAAACAUAAGAAAAUUGUCAAGAAAGAGCAUCAUCAUCAUUUAGGUCAAUUAGUUUAUAGCCCUAAAGAAAUUCUUCCACCUUUGGAAUUUAAUGUAAAUAGUUUAUUGGAAGUUUGGAUAUCGGCUAAACAUUUAUCUUGGGAAAAUUUAAAAGUCAGAAAAAGGUUUUUAUGGGGCACUGACAUAUAUACUGAUGAUUCUGAUAUUGUAGCAGGAAAUUAUAUUCCAAUUCAAUAUAAUUUCAAAUCUAUUCCUGAUUAUCCAGAUUAUGACCUAUGUGUGACUAUUCGUGUCUGUCCAAAACUAUCUCAAUACCCAAAAUCAACAAGAAACAAUUAUAAAAGUAGAGCUUGGGGAAAUCAUGAUGGUGUCAGCUAUAAAAUUGAAAAAGUUGAAAAGAUGAGACAUAAUGAAAUGAUUGGAGCAUUAAAAAGGGAAAAAAAUAAAAAUCUACAUCUACAUCUAAAAAAAACUUACAAUAAUACAAAGGGUAAGAAAUUAAUUAAGGAAUCUUCCAGAAAAUCUGGAAAGAAAACAAAUGAUUUGGUUGUUUUUAAUAAGCAUGGAGACCCAUGCAAUUACUUGAAAAAUAAACUACGUGUAGAGGUUAUGUAUUUAGAAAAUGAUGAUGAAACAUAUGAGAUUUCAUAUGAUGAGAUUCGUGAUAAGUAUCGAUUUGCAAUUGUAUCAUCAGAUGCAGGUUCAGAAGAAGGAUAUAAAAACAACAACAAUAAUAAAGUACUAGAGGAAGGAAAG